AUCAUUUAAAGCUUAGCAUCUGUAAUAAAGCAGCCAAUGUACAAUCUUUCACAAGCAAACAAACUCUUUUUGAAAAACAGUUGAGAGGGAGAGAGACGAUGAACUCUGACAAAAGGGUCCCUCAGUUUCUGUCAUCCGACAAUGUUAAGCUUCUCUUUGACUCUGUUGAGGCCUUUCUUUUUGAUUGUGAUGGUGUGAUAUGGAAAGGUGAUACACUUAUUGAUGGUGUUUCUCAAACUCUUCAACUACUUAGAUCCAAGGGAAAGAAGCUGGUUUUUGUGACGAACAAUUCCUCAAAAUCAAGAAAGCAAUAUGCUAAGAAGUUCCAUUCCCUUGGAAUUUCAGUUAGUGAGGAUGAGAUAUUUUCGUCAUCUUUCGCGGCUGCUAUGUACCUGAAGGUCAAUAACUUUCCUAGAGAAAAGAAGGUAUAUGUGAUCGGUGGGGAAGGUAUAAUAGAAGAGCUGCAGCUUGCUGGAUACACAGGUCUUGGUGGCCCGGAAGAUGGUGAAAAAAGAGUAGAACUGCAAUCAAAUUCCUUUUUUGAGCAUGAUAAGAGUGUUGGAGCAGUUGUUGUUGGAAUGGAUCCGCGUAUCAACUACUACAAACUUCAAUAUGGAACACUUUGCAUACGACAGAAUCCGGGGUGUCUCUUUAUUGCAACCAAUCGAGAUUCAGUGGGAAAUAUGACUGAUUUACAAGAGUGGCCUGGCGCUGGUUGUAUGGUUGCUGCCAUCUGCGGUUCAACUGAGCAAGAGCCUAUUGUAGUUGGAAAGCCAUCAACUUUCAUGAUGAACUUUUUAUUGCAAAAAUUCGAUGUGAGUACCUCCAAAAUGUGUAUGGUGGGUGAUAGACUGGACACUGACAUUUUAUUUGGACAAAAUGCUGGCUGCAAAACUCUGCUUGUUCUUUCAGGUGUGACAAAUCAAUCCACACUUGAAGAUCCAAAGAACAAUAUCCAGCCAGAUUAUUAUACAAACAAGGUGUCCGACUUCCUCCACUUAUUGGAAUCAUAGUCUCAUUAUUUUAGUCAUUGAUCAUAUGUCAUACAUUUGACGGUACCAAUUGCAAAUUUACUACUUUUGUGUAUCAAAAACUUGUCGAUCAAGAAUUAGUAGACGAUUGUUUAUUUAUCAAGCAUUUCAUAAA
Messenger RNA from Mercurialis annua (annual mercury), 1146 nucleotides. RefSeq names its product phosphoglycolate phosphatase 2. Bases 99 to 1013 code for a protein of 304 amino acids. The record is from RefSeq and is a predicted model, not a curated record. The transcript is spliced from 11 exons. NCBI's taxonomy places the organism in Eukaryota, Viridiplantae, Streptophyta, Magnoliopsida, Malpighiales, Euphorbiaceae. Gene Ontology annotation, molecular function: phosphatase activity.